UGCUGGUCGUCUCUUUCUCUGUUCAGGAAACGAAAUUCUCGUUUUGUGCGUUCUUUUCUCUUUGGUGUGCUGACGGACAAGUGGCUUGUAAGACGUGUCACUUUGAUGACAAAAUAACCAAAAGUUUUGAUUCAAACUUUGGAGUAGGCCUACGACACUAUGCAGUCACAACCAGCAGCAGCGCACUUGUCGGCUGAGGGAAGCCGAGACAACGGCACUACGGACGGUACCAUGUCGCCAGCAAAUGGGAGGGUUCCGAAAACCGCUCACUAUGAAUUUGGAGGACCUAUCGGUGCCUUUCUUGUGAUGACGAGCCUCCCUGUAGUGGUCUAUUAUCUGUACUUUGCGUGCAGUAAGGAGUCGUGUGGCAUCACAUACAAGCCGGCAUUAUCUACUCGUCUCGAAGACUACUUCGACUGGGAGGUGAACCUCAUCUUACUCGGAUGGAUAGCCUUCCAAGCGGCUCUUUACAUGGUCCCCAUAGGCAAGAUCGCUAAAGGUCUUCCGUUGAGAAAUGGUCGCAGAUUGCAGUAUCGCAUGAACGGUUUCAUGGCUUUCGUGGUCAGCGUGACGUCCUUUGGGGCCCUUCUCUUUUUCAAAUAUCCCGUCACAAUCCUGUAUGAUAAAUUUCUACCCUUUAUGACGUCAUCAAUAAUCGUCUCUGUCAUUCUGAGUAUCCUUGUCUACAUCAAGGCCCGGACCGCACCCAACCACGCCCUAGCAACGGGAGGGAACUCUGGCAAUAUCAUCUAUGACUUUUUUAUUGGACACGAGUUGAACCCGAGACUUGGCAGCUUCGACAUCAAAGUGUUCUGUGAGCUGCGACCAGGACUUAUCGGAUGGGUCAUGAUUGAUCUUGCUUUCGUGGUCAAGGCGUGGGCGGAUUUCCCUAACAAUCCUCCAUGGGGUCUUUUAGCAUUGACCUUCUCACAGGUGCUCUACGUUGCUGAUUCACUGUGGUAUGAGGAAUGUGUAUUGAGCACAAUGGACAUCAUCCAUGAUGGAUUUGGUUUCAUGUUAUCUUUUGGUGAUCUUGCCUGGGUCCCUUUCACAUACACGCUACAAGCACGUUAUCUGGUGGACCAUUCGGAAACAACUGAAUCCAAGUUCUGUCUCCUGACCAUUGCUGCUCUCGGAUUGCUUGGCUACUAUAUUUUCCGUGCCUCGAACUCACAGAAAAAUGAAUUCAGGCAAAAUCCACAUGGCAGUAAAGUUGCUCAUCUUCAAAGCAUCCCAACGUCGACUGGUAAACGAUUGUUGGUGUCUGGCUGGUGGGGACUGGUACGGCAUCCUAACUAUCUAGGUGACCUCAUCUUGGCAUUAUCAUGGUCUUUAUAUUGCGGUUUUGACAGCAUCAUUCCAUACUUCUACCCAAUCUACUUUAUGAUCCUCCUGGUUCAUCGAGCCUAUCGGGACGCUGCUAUGUGUAAAGAAAAGUACGGCGAGGCAUGGGAGCAGUAUUGUAAACGUGUCCCGUACCAGAUAUUCCCGCUCAUAUUCUAAACGGAGGGUUACAACAUUGUUUGAUUAAUAUAUUAUAUUUGGUCUGCGGUACCACCGUGUGUGUCUACUUGCCAGCCCAGGUAGACAGUUGGACAGCAAGACAGUUCUCUAAAGAACAAAAUCUU
Molecule: messenger RNA, 1628 nt
Organism: Asterias rubens (European starfish)
Lineage: Eukaryota; Metazoa; Echinodermata; Asteroidea; Forcipulatida; Asteriidae
Product: delta(14)-sterol reductase TM7SF2-like
Exons: 11
Coding region: 160-1503 (447 amino acids)
Biological process (GO): sterol biosynthetic process
Cellular component (GO): endoplasmic reticulum membrane; nuclear inner membrane
Molecular function (GO): oxidoreductase activity, acting on the CH-CH group of donors, NAD or NADP as acceptor
Source: RefSeq, a predicted model, not a curated record